Aedes aegypti (yellow fever mosquito) is the source of this 957-nucleotide messenger RNA. RefSeq names its product UPF0568 protein C14orf166. The transcript is spliced from 3 exons. Gene Ontology annotation, cellular component: tRNA-splicing ligase complex. The record is from RefSeq and is a predicted model, not a curated record. Gene Ontology annotation, molecular function: RNA binding. Bases 86 to 838 code for a protein of 250 amino acids. NCBI's taxonomy places the organism in Eukaryota, Metazoa, Arthropoda, Insecta, Diptera, Culicidae. Gene Ontology annotation, biological process: tRNA splicing, via endonucleolytic cleavage and ligation.
CUGAGAAAUCAAAACAAAAAUCAAUCGAUUGGUUCGUCAUCCACCCGGCAUUUAGAAAAUAUUCCGUAUUUCAUCAAGAACUGCAAUGUUUGAGCGCUAUCUGGCCGCUUUAGAAUACCCUGCCCAAGGAGGCAUUAAUAUCGAUGAUCCGAAAGAGUUCCGCAACAUAAUCCUCUGGCUGGAGGAUCAGAAGAUUCGCCACUACACCAUCGAGGACCGCGCGGGUCUGCGUAAGGUGGCUUCCGCGGCCGAAUGGGACCCCGCAUACGAUAAAUACAAACUGGAUCUGAAGUUCCCCACGGACCUGAAGUCGAAAUCCGAAGAGCUGACUUGGUUGUUCCUGUACGCCAUCAAGCUGGAGUACUCGGAUAAUGCGGACCGAUAUCGAGGGGUCACCGCUGCCCGGAAGUUGGAAGAGGAGAAGCGAGCGACGGCCGCUCCGGAGAUUAAGUCGACCAAUCCGUUCGACAAUCUGGACUUCCAUAGCAACGAGUUCGAGGAGGGAUCCCGGAAAUUGGCGGAAAAGCUCGGCAUUGCCUACCAUCCAGAUCACUUGGUGUCGCUGAGAUCGGCUGGUCGAGUGAUUUCAACCAUGUUCAACAAAGAGACCCUCAAAGAGCCCAUCAUCACAGGUAAGCCGUUCCCCAUUGACGAGGGAACCGGAAUGGGUUUCGGCAAGGAGCCUGAUCUAGAAAGGGCGGCACGUAUCUUGAGACUGCUGCAGAUCCAAAGCCUUCGGAAGUUGCAAACUGCCAUCAACGAGACGAUCGUAUCCGUGCAGAACAUCACAGCCGACCCGAGGACCGACACAACCUUGGGAAAGGUGGGGCAAAAAUGAACAAUGGGAGCCUUUCGGAUAGAAGGUACAUACUGCUGUCUCUUGUGGAUUGAAUUCCGUUUAAUUUAAGUGUAUAAUUUUCUUCAUUUGAAGUGAAUAAAACUCAACAAACUCUCAAA